This is a messenger RNA of Triticum turgidum subsp. durum (durum wheat), 1797 nucleotides long. Lineage: Eukaryota; Viridiplantae; Streptophyta; Magnoliopsida; Poales; Poaceae. The record is from the annotation of a GenBank genome assembly.
AUGGACGAGUUCAUCAGUCUCGGCGACGAACCUCAGCCUCGCGCCUCGGAAGAUCUCCACCAGCCCCUCCAAGUCGAUGCCGUCGAUCUGAAUCUGAAUCUCAAUCACGCACCACCACAGCCGGAGCCGGAGCCGGAGCCUCUGCCAUCCCAGCACCACCCACAAGGCACCAAGGCCAGUACUAGUUCCGUCGUCGUCGAGGUCAUCGACCUCGAGGAAGGCCAGAUCGCCUGCCAACAAUCUUCUUCUUCUUCUGCUGCUGCUGCUGCUGCCCAAGAUGCAGCAGCAGAUAACCCCCAGGCCAAGGCCAAAGAAGAAGCCUUGGGUGCCAAUGGAGUGGGGCCUCCUCCUCCCCCAUCCCACCACCAACCGCAAGAUGAUGACAUCAUCGACCUCGAAGAAGGCCAGGUUGAGGACAUGGACCUCUCCGACGACAAUGCCCUAGUCAUUGUUACAAAGCAGCAUGCUUGUGUUUCAGCAGCUGGAACACCCAUGGGCAACAAUGACGGGCCUCCCCUUUCUUCAAGACUGAGCAGCGGCUCCUUUAUCGACCAAAGCCCCACAAGAGGAGUUAAAAGACCCCGCACGGAAUCAGCCGAGCCUUCUGUUCGUGUAGUCUACAACAACAUGACAAGGGAAAGCAAAAGGAAACUCGUGGAACUGAUGCAGCAAUGGUCCGAGUGGCAAGCUAGAAAGCAACACGCCUUGACGGUACUGUUCCUUACAACCCUGGCUUUUGCUGUUAUGGAAACUGUGGAAAAAGUCUUGGACUGUGGUGAAGAGACUUAUUAUCCAGCAUUACAUGUUGGUUCAGAGAGAUCCUGUGCUGUGAAGUCAUUCUGGGUGGAUAGCCAAGCACGAGGAAAUGCUGCUGUGGAUGAUGGUGCGGUGCCGCUGUAUGAUCGAGAAUUUACAUUGGGUUCAACUCCUAUGGGUGAUUCAUCAAAUGCUGAAGGCAAGAAAGAUAAGGAUGAUUCUCGCUGUUUCAACUGUGGUUCGUAUAGCCAUGCUCUUAAGGAUUGCCCAAAGCCUCGUGACCAUGUUGCAAUUAGCAAUGCCCGCAAGCAGCACAACUUGAAAAGGAACCUAUCUAAUGUUGGUAAUCGUGGACAAAAUCGCUACUACCAGAAGACGCCAGGCAAAUUUGAUGAUCUGAAGGCAGGAGUCCUGGGAUCUGAGACUAGAGAAUGCUUGGGGCUCAGGGAAAAUGACCCGCCGCCGUGGCUGCACAGAAUGCGCGAAUUGGGUUAUCCUCCAGGUUACCUAGAUGAGGUGGAAGAUGAAGACAAACCAUCUGGCAUCACCAUAUUUGGGGACGGGGAGGUGAAGGAAGAGCAGCAGCAUGAGGAGGGAGAGCUUCCGGAGAAGGGUGAACCAUCCCCGCCUCGCAAGAGGAUGACGGUGGAGUUCCCUGGAAUAAACGCGCCCGUCCCAGAGAACGGCGACCCUUGGCUGUGGGGCAGCGCUCCGCCGCCCCCUCUUCAGUCCUCCUCUGGCCGUCACCAGCACUCAUCAUCAGAUUCGAGGGAUAGAGCUCCUCCUGCCCUUCCAGGCGUCGAGCAUUACUCGUCAUCGAGGUAUCACUCGUACGACUACGGACCGGCGAUCCCUGGUGCCGGAAGAAGAAGCUCAUCUGGUUAUGACGAUGGUGCCUGGACCCCGAGCCCCGCGUUUUCGAGCAGGCAGCACUCGGGCUCGGGCUCGGGUUCGAGGGAAAGGGAAAGGGAGAGGGAGAGGGAGAGGGAGAGGGAAAGGGAGAGAGAGAGGGACAGGCACUACUACAGCAACAGGAGGUGA